Molecule: messenger RNA, 744 nt
Organism: Olea europaea var. sylvestris
Lineage: Eukaryota; Viridiplantae; Streptophyta; Magnoliopsida; Lamiales; Oleaceae
Exons: 2
Coding region: 1-744 (247 amino acids)
Source: RefSeq, a predicted model, not a curated record
AUGAUACUUAGUGAGCCAUUUAAGUUCAUUGCGAUUAUUGAGAAAUUAUCAAAAAAGUGGAAAGAUUUUAAGAACUACCUGAAACACAAAUGUAGAGAAAUGAAACUUGAAGAUUUGAUUGUAAGAUUAAGAAUUAAAGAAGUUAAUCAAAAUUCUAAGAAGAAAUUUGGAAAGCUGCAACUGAAGGCUAAAAUUAAUUUGAUGGAGCCAAAUACUAGCAAGAGAAUGAAGCACUCUAAUAAUAGCAUGCAAAAGAGCAAUGUCAAGAAAUUCAAACGAGAUUGCUAUAACUACGGUAAGCCUAGUCACACUGCAGAAGACUGCCGACAGAAAAUGCAAAACAAAAAGGACCAACCACACCUGACAAAGGAAGACAAAUUGUCUAACGAUGUGUCCGAACUAAUGAUCUCAGUCAUUGUAUAUGAAAACAUGGUGGACAAUUCGAGGGAAUGGUUCGUAGAUACUGGUGCGACUAAUCACAUUGUGUUGAUAAUGAGAUGUUUUCAUCUUACACUCUUAUCAAUGGAAGACGACUGUACAUGGGUACAGUUAUAUCUGUUUGCUAAGAAACAAAGACGAUGCCUUACAAGCAUUAAGCAAUACAAGAAUGAGGUUGAGAAUCAACUUAGUAAACAAAUAAAAGUUGUUCGUGGUAAUAGAGGUGGAGAAUAUGGAGCACUGUUUGAAGAUUUUUGUUUAGACUCUGAGAUUAUUCAUCAAAUUACAGCACCUUAUUUACCUUAG